This is a messenger RNA of Phoenix dactylifera (date palm), 2064 nucleotides long. RefSeq names its product fumarate hydratase 1, mitochondrial. Gene Ontology annotation, molecular function: fumarate hydratase activity. Gene Ontology annotation, biological process: malate metabolic process; tricarboxylic acid cycle; fumarate metabolic process. Gene Ontology annotation, cellular component: mitochondrion. The record is from RefSeq and is a predicted model, not a curated record. Lineage: Eukaryota; Viridiplantae; Streptophyta; Magnoliopsida; Arecales; Arecaceae.
GCCCACGGGCGGUGAUCGCACCUCCGUGCUCCACUUCCGUUUCCCCUCCUAUGAUCGCCGCCCCGCUUUCUAUAAACCCAAACUCCCUCUCCCCCUUCUCUUGCUACAAAAAGGUUUCUUUUUUAUUUCUUUCCUAGAGUUAGAGAUUAGGAUUUGGCGGCGAUGGCGAUGAUGGUCGGUGCAUCGCGGCGGCUCGCCGGGAGAUCCAACGCGGCCUCGAUGCUUGUCGCGGGGAUGCUUCGCUCGGCGCUGUGCCGGCCGAUCUCGACGGCGUUCAGGGAAGAGAGGGACACCUUCGGGCCCAUCAUGGUCCCCGCCGACAAGCUGUGGGGUGCUCAGACGCAGAGAUCGCUGCAGAAUUUUGAUAUUGGAGGUGAAAGGGAGCAAAUGCCGGAACCGAUCAUUCGGGCAUUUGGUAUCCUUAAGAAAUGCGCCGCCAAGGUAAACAUGGAAUAUGGUCUUGAUCCAUCUAUUGGGAAAGCAAUUAUGCAAGCUGCCCAAGAGGUUGCUGAGGGAAAAUUGAAUGAUCAUUUCCCACUUGUCAUUUGGCAAACUGGCAGUGGCACUCAAAGCAAUAUGAAUGCCAAUGAGGUGAUUGCAAAUAGAGCCGCUGAGAUUCUUGGCCAUAAACAUGGUGAAAAGUUUGUACAUCCAAAUGACCAUGUCAAUAGAGCCCAAUCUUCAAAUGAUACAUUUCCUACUGUCAUGCACAUAGCUGCAGCUGUAGAAAUUAAUUCAAGGUUUAUACCAAGCUUGAAACAGUUGCACAGUUCACUUCACUCCAAGUCUGUUGAGUUCAAAGAUAUCAUCAAGAUUGGGCGUACGCAUACUCAGGAUGCAACUCCUUUAACGCUUGGCCAAGAGUUCAGUGGGUAUACUACACAGGUAAAAUAUGGUGUUGAUCGAAUAACAGAUACUCUGCCUCGGAUGUAUCAGCUUGCACAAGGUGGCACUGCUGUUGGAACUGGGUUAAACUCAAAAAAAGGAUUUGAUGUUAAAAUUGCUGCUGCUGUAGCUGAGGAAACCAAUCUUCCAUUUAUCACAGCAGAGAACAAGUUUGAAGCAUUAGCAGCACAUGAUGCUUUUGUUGAGACUAGUGGAGCUGUAAACACAAUUUCUGCUUCUCUUAUGAAAAUUGCAAAUGACAUACGACUGUUGGGAAGUGGUCCGCGCUGUGGACUUGGUGAACUUAUCUUACCUGAAAAUGAACCAGGCAGCAGCAUUAUGCCUGGAAAGGUUAAUCCUACGCAGUGUGAGGCUCUCACCAUGGUCUGUGCUCAGGUGAUGGGUAAUCAUGUUGCCAUUACAGUGGGUGGAUCAAAUGGUCAUUUUGAGCUCAACGUUUACAAGCCCUUGAUUGCUAGUGCUCUUCUUCGAUCUCUAAGGUUACUCGGGGAUGCAUCCUUAUCUUUUGAAAAGAACUGUGUGAGGGGAAUUAAAGCAAACCGUGAAAGGAUUUCAAAGUUGUUGCAUGAAUCCCUGAUGCUAGUUACAUCUUUGAACCCUAAAAUUGGCUAUGAUAAGGCUGCUGCUGUUGCCAAGAAAGCUCACAAAGAAGGGAGUACGCUGAAGGAAGCUGCAUUGAGCCUGGGAGUCCUAACAGAACAAGAAUUUAAUCAACUUGUGGUACCGGAGAAAAUGAUUGGCCCUUCUGAUUAAUGAUAUAUCAACAGAUUUCCUGCUAAUCAUGCUCCUAACCUAUUAGGCUGGAAGUCCAUUUUUGCACUCAUUCCUUGCUGCUGCACUGGGUUGCAGCUAUAUAUUAUGCUUAAUAAAGCAGGCAAAAUUUUUUGUCCCUCUCUCUGGCAACUUGAGUUCUUCAUUUGGACAUUCUUUCAGCUCAUAUGAGCUAUCCAUAAUACCUUUGCCUAAGGUUAUGAGGGAAUUCAUUUACAUUUGUAUCGGUAAUGAAAGCAGCAGAAACUGAUUUGGAUGAUUAUCAUCAGCUGGGGAAUGGUAUAUUAUACACGGAGGGUGGAAUGUAUAUUUCCUGUUGGUUAUCUCUCUCUGUUUUUGUUUCUUUUGAGUUUUCAGUGCAGCAGUAUGAAAGACAAGUUUAGCUCA